Messenger RNA from Phyllotreta striolata, 2409 nucleotides. The record is from the annotation of a GenBank genome assembly. Lineage: Eukaryota; Metazoa; Arthropoda; Insecta; Coleoptera; Chrysomelidae.
CUCUUCUUUCAUUCCGACAUUUUGAAUUUCUCGAUUUCACGCGUUUUUUCUAGUGCGGUGCGGCUAGCGUUUUGCAGAUAUUUAUAUUUGAUCGAUUUUUUUCGAUUUCCUUUCUAGUUUAAAUAAAUUUGAACAUACCAAAAUGUCAAAACGACGUAUUGAAGUAUUGGACCCCUUCAUAAAGAAAAAAAGGGAAGAGCGAGGAAUAACCACCACUGUUUCAACAACACCAACCACCAUUGGAUCCGGCUCAAUUAACCCUUACACCAGUUUACCAUACACACAAAAAUACCACGAGCUCUUUCGCAAGAGAAUAGGACUUCCAGUAUUCGAAUACAAAGCAGACUUUAUGCGAUUACUCGACGAACAUCAAUGCAUAGUACUCGUAGGAGAAACGGGUUCGGGCAAGACCACCCAAAUUCCCCAAUGGUGUGUCGAGUACUCCCGAACGGUGGGCGUAAAAGGUGUUUGUUGUACGCAACCCAGGCGUGUGGCUGCCAUGUCAGUUGCUCAAAGAGUUUCAGAAGAAAUGGACGUUCAGCUCGGACAGGAGGUCGGUUACAGUAUUCGAUUCGAGGACUGUUCAUCCGCAAAAACCAUACUAAAGUACAUGACAGAUGGUAUGUUACUAAGGGAAGGAAUGAGCGACCCAAUGUUAGACUCUUAUCAAUGUAUAUUGCUCGAUGAAGCUCACGAAAGAACUCUAGCUACGGAUAUUUUGAUGGGUGUGCUGAAAGAAGUAAUUAAACAGAGAAAAGACCUGAAAUUGGUGAUUAUGAGUGCUACAUUAGACGCUGGUAAAUUCCAGCAGUACUUCGACAACGCGCCUCUUAUGAACGUACCUGGUAGAACCCACCCAGUGGAAAUAUUUUAUACUCCUGAACCGGAACGAGAUUAUCUCGAAGCAGCAAUAAGGACUGUUAUUCAAAUACACAUGUGCGAAGAAAUAGCAGGUGACAUUUUGCUGUUCCUCACUGGACAAGAAGAAAUCGAAGUAGCGUGUAAACGAAUUAAAAGGGAAAUAGACAAUUUGGGACCAGAAGUCGGCGAAUUAAAAUGUAUUCCUUUAUAUUCUACUCUUCCUCCGAAUCUCCAGCAAAGGAUAUUCGAAGAGCCCCCGCCGAACAAGCCGAAUGGAGCCAUCGGAAGAAAAGUUGUCGUUUCCACAAACAUUGCAGAGACUUCUCUUACUAUCGAUGGUGUUGUUUUUGUUAUAGAUCCUGGAUUUGCGAAACAAAAAGUGUACAAUCCGAGGAUUAGAGUUGAAUCGUUAUUGGUGUCUCCUAUUAGUAAAGCUUCCGCCCAACAGAGAGCUGGUCGUGCUGGUAGAACGAAGCCCGGAAAAUGUUUCAGAUUGUACACGGAAAAGGCUUUUAAAAACGAAAUGCAAGAUAACACCUAUCCUGAAAUUUUAAGGUCGAAUUUGGGUUCGGUGGUGCUUCAAUUAAAAAAACUCGGUAUCGACGAUUUGGUCCAUUUCGAUUUCAUGGAUCCGCCCGCUCCGGAAACUCUAAUGAGAGCUCUGGAGCUGCUCAAUUACCUAGCCGCUCUAGACGACGACGGGAAUCUGACCGAUUUGGGCGCAGUCAUGGCGGAAUUUCCGCUCGAUCCGCAAUUGGCCAAGAUGUUAAUCGCCAGCUGCAAUCACAAUUGCUCCAAUGAAAUAUUGUCUGUAACGGCAAUGUUGUCAGUCCCGCAGUGUUUCGUACGACCCAACGAAGCCAAGAAGGCGGCCGACGACGCCAAGAUGAGGUUCGCCCACAUCGACGGGGACCAUUUGACAUUGCUAAACGUCUAUCACGCUUUCAAACAGAGCAUGGAGGAUCCGCAGUGGUGUUAUGAUAAUUUCGUUAACUAUCGUUCCUUAAAGUCGGCUGAUAACGUGAGACAACAGCUGUCGAGGAUCAUGGACAGGUUCAAUUUGAAAAGGACCUCUACAGAUUUCACUAGUAAAGAUUAUUAUAUUAACAUUAGGAAAGCUCUUGUCAAUGGAUUUUUCAUGCAGGUCGCACAUUUGGAGAGAACAGGUCAUUACCUAACGAUCAAAGAUAAUCAAAUAGUCCAGUUACAUCCAUCGACCUGUUUGGAUCAUAAGCCCGAAUGGGUCAUCUAUAAUGAGUUUGUGUUGACAACCAAAAAUUACAUAAGGACCGUUACCGAUAUAAAACCUGAUUGGUUAUUGAAAAUAGCACCUCAGUAUUAUGACCUCAACAAUUUCCCUCAAUGCGAAGCUAAACGACAGUUAGAAAUUCUUCAAAAUAGAUUAGAAUCUAAGCAGUUUCAACAAGGAUUCUAAUUUCAUGUUUUUUACGUUGCUUAUUUAAAAUUUAUAAUAUUUGAAUGAUUAUUAUUUAUAUAAUUGAGACUCUUAUGUAUUAAUGUUUUCAUUCCAUAAUAAAUAGUUGAAAU